Messenger RNA from Mandrillus leucophaeus (drill), 507 nucleotides. RefSeq names its product transcription factor BTF3-like. The transcript has 2 exons. Gene Ontology annotation, cellular component: cytosol; nascent polypeptide-associated complex. Bases 1 to 507 code for a protein of 168 amino acids. The record is from RefSeq and is a predicted model, not a curated record. Lineage: Eukaryota; Metazoa; Chordata; Mammalia; Primates; Cercopithecidae.
AUGCAAAAAAUAAAUCAGGUGAAAGAAACAAUCAUGAACCAGGAAAAACCUGCCAAACUGCAGGCACAAGUGUACAUUGGUGGGAAAGGACCUGCUCGCAGAAAGAAGAAGGUGGUUCAUAGAACAGCCACAACAGAAGAUAAAAACUUUCAGUUCUCCUUAAAGAAGUUAGGGGUAAACAAUAUCUCUGGUACUGAAGAGGUGAAUGUGUUUACAAACCAAGGAAGAGCGAUCCACUUUAACAACCCUGAAGUUCAGACAUCUCUGGCAGGGAAACCUUUCACCAUUACAGGCCAUGCUAAGACAAAGCAGCUGACAGCAAUGCUACCCAGCAUCUUCAUCCAGCUUGGUGCAGACUGUCUGACUAGUUUAAGGAGACUGGCUGAAGCUCUGGCCAAACAGUCUGUGGAUAGACCAGCACCACUUGCAACUGGAGAGGAUGAUGAUGAUGAAGUUACUGAUCUUGUGGAGAAUUUUGAUGAGGCUUCCAAGCAUGAGGCAAAAUGA